GCCUCCGCCCAGAAUAAUCCUUUGGCUUCUGUCUCCUCACAAGCUCCGUAAGCUGGAGAAGUUCUUUUUCCCUUCCGAUCGCUCCACAGACCACAGUACGACUGUAUAAGCACUCAAAGAUUCAAUCUUUACACUGUAAUAGUGCUUUUCGAUUUCCGCUUUUUGUCGAAUUCUGCGUUAUCUGAAUAUGGCGACGAUGAGCAUUUCCAUCAUUGUGUUCCUCUCAAGUUUUUCAGGAUUGGGAUGAAUUGUGAUUGCGAUUUCAUUGUGUUGUUGAAUUAUGAACCCUUAAAGCUCAUGUAGAGUCAUCGUUUCGCUUGCUGAACAGAUGGGGGAGAGUUGCAUAGCUGAGCUAGCCUACAAAGGCUCCAUCUCUCAAGCAAUUCUCGAAGCCAAAGCCCAGAAGAAGCUUUUCAUUGUUUAUAUUUCAGGCAAGGAUCCAGUGUCAGUGGACUUGGAGAAAUCGACUUGGACUGACUCAAAGGUGGCAGAUACACUAUCAAAGUACUGCGUUUUGUUGCAUGUUCUUGAGGGGAGUAAUGAUGCAGUAAACUUCUCUGCAAUUUAUCCACAAAAAUCUGUUCCUGCUGUGGCUGUUAUAGGAUUCAAUGGCGUCCAACUCUGGCAAAGUGAAGGAAACGUUAGUGCUGAAGUUUUAGUUUCCAGUUUAGAGAAAGCGUAUUUGAGUCUUCAUAUCCAGGAAACAACUGCAAGUGUCUUUACUGCUGCACUUGCUAAUACGAAGUCUGCACCAACUACUCCUGGGUCAUCUAACAUUAUAUCAGGUGACCAUGAAAGUUCUUCAUCUACUGUUUCAUCAUCUCCAGAUGGCAAAAAAGUGCAAUCCUCUGAGUUUGAACAACCUAGUGCUUCUGGGACAAAAGACGACAACCAUCGUGACCGUAAAACUAAGGAUGAUGAAAAUGCAUCUUCGGAUCCAUGCAAUGUCAAUAAGUCGAUGAAAGCUGAGGAUGAACAGUCCCAUUCCCAACCACUCAGCAAAAGUACUGGCCCCUCGUCUAAUCCCUCUACGGAAAACUUGGAAACCGUUGAUAAUGUUGGUGCAGAAAACAUUCCUGUUAUCCGAGAAGUCAGCACUGAUUACAAUUCUGACAAACCACCUUUGAUGAAUCCCCUUCCAAAGGAUGCACAAGAUAAAAAGCUUGCAACUUCAAAUGAAAAGGAGAUCGAUGCCAUUGAAAAAGGCUCCAAAAUUAAUGCAUCAACUGAUGUUCAUCUAAACAUCAAGUUGCUUAAUGGAACUAGCAUACAAGAGAAGUUCUUGGUGUCGUGUACACUGAGAAUGGUCAAAGACUACGUGGAUAGGAACCAAGAGAAUGGAUAUGCUGCAUACGAUCUUGCCAUCCCAUAUCCUCGGAAGAUAUUUGGUGAACAAGAUCUAUGCAGAUCUUUAUCAGAUUUGGGUUUAUUUAACAGACAAGCACUGAUAGUGGUUCCUCAUCAGAAAGAAGUGAGUUACUUUCAAGGAGACUCUUCUUCUUCCCCUUCACAGAGUACAGCUGACACCAGUUCAUCAGUUGCGAGUCCCGGAGGAUAUUUCGGGUACAUUAGGAAGGUCUUCUCUUUCAUCAAUCCUCUAUCCUAUGUUGGAGGAUCCAGUUCACCAGCUUCUGGGCAAGCUGGAAGCAGCAUGUGGCAAUACAGUCCAAACCAGUCCCUCCCGAAUAGCUCAGGAAGACCAGGGCCACCUGGCACCAACUCUCCGGAUCAGCGCGAUUCGGCAGCUACUGCAAACGAUAUCAGGAGCAGGCGAUUAGCAGCGUUCGGGUCUGGAAGCAACAUUCACACACUCAGACGGGACGAAGAUGAUAACCGUUCAAAUGGCAGGAAUACCUUCUGGAAUGGAAACUCCACACAAUUCGGUAGUGGUGAUGGUAAUAAUGAUGGGAGGCCAUAACGUGAUGUAGGAACUUCAUCGCCCUUAUCUUUGCCAUCUAUUUCUCUGAAAUGGAUCGUGGAUUGGUUAGGUUUACAUAUAGCAAGGAUUGAAUAUACAGAUUCUCGGCCUGAAGCUAGAUUGCACUUCAGGAGUUUAAGUUAAUGAUGAUGCAUAUCUAUUUACUUCUACUUCAUUUCUGGAUAUUGAAUUGUUGAUGUUUAGUUUAUAUGAAGUCUUUUUGGAGUCAGGUGAGGAAUAGUGGAACCAGAUUUCUGUAGUGCCAAUCUGUCCAAAAGAAUCUGCAGCCAACAUAGGUCUCCCAUAUAUAGGAAACCAACUGUGGAUCGU
Messenger RNA from Linum trigynum, 2248 nucleotides. The record is from the annotation of a GenBank genome assembly. NCBI's taxonomy places the organism in Eukaryota, Viridiplantae, Streptophyta, Magnoliopsida, Malpighiales, Linaceae.